Xylona heveae TC161 is the source of this 874-nucleotide messenger RNA. Its product is annotated as DUF1783-domain-containing protein. Lineage: Eukaryota; Fungi; Ascomycota; Xylonomycetes; Xylonales; Xylonaceae. The coding region runs from base 122 to 664 and encodes 180 amino acids. Gene Ontology annotation, cellular component: mitochondrial inner membrane. The transcript is spliced from 2 exons. Gene Ontology annotation, biological process: mitochondrial respiratory chain complex IV assembly. The record is from RefSeq and is a predicted model, not a curated record.
CAAUUCUGCCGCCUCAGUGUCAAUACGAGAAAGCUGCUUAGCUACCUUACAAAUCUAUCGUCGGGUUCAUUCGUCAAUUGCUGACUCGACAUUCCUCAUGCUUCGUCCUGGAAGUGCGACAAUGCCCUUCCGGCCCCUGCGGCCGCGCCUUGGUGUCCCACGAGCCACGGGCCUGCGGACUCUGAUCGCUGCUCCCAAGCCAGGCUCUGGCCCGCUCAUGGAGCGUCGGGCAGACCGUGAAUUGCCUUCGAUCCCCAACCCUCGGCGAUGGAUCUACACGCUUCCUAUAUUCGCUGUCAUCACUGGAGUUGCGACACUCUGCAUAUUUAAUUACCAAAAGUCAUCGAGCAGUGUCGUAAACAGUACUCUCUACGCCCUCCGCACCCAUCCCGAGGCGCGAGAGUUGCUUGGGAGUGACAUCUAUUUUGCCAACCGCAUUCCUUGGAUCUGGGGGGAGAUCAACCAGUUACACGGCCGCAUCAACAUCCACUAUGCGGUCAAGGGAACAAAGUCUACAGGGCAUAUGCGCUUCCAGAGCUACCGCAAGACGAGAAUGGGCUACUUCGAAACGACUGAAUGGAGCCUGACAAUGCCGGAUGGCCGCAGGGUUGAGCUGUUGGAGUCUGCAGGACAUGAUCCCUUCCGGGAAGAAGCUUCAAAUUGAGAUUGGGGGAAGAAAUGUAAAUAUGUGAGAGCGUAAAAGGACUGUAUAGUUACAGCAUUUGGUCAAUUGGCAUUUACAAGGCGUUGGGCGCGCUUUAUUUUAUUUCCUUUGCUGUACAAUAUCAUGAGCGAGUACGCUGGAUCAUACAGCAUGAUUGCUGGUAUAUAUAGAAGCGCAUUUAGACAGGGAAUGCUAAAUAACGUUUUGAGC